Ostrinia nubilalis (European corn borer) is the source of this 3766-nucleotide messenger RNA. RefSeq lists its product as uncharacterized. Lineage: Eukaryota; Metazoa; Arthropoda; Insecta; Lepidoptera; Crambidae. The coding region runs from base 242 to 3766 and encodes 1174 amino acids. The transcript has 5 exons. The record is from RefSeq and is a predicted model, not a curated record.
AUGUCGGUUGUCUAUUAACUAACAUCGAUUCUCUUUUUAUUUCCACCUUUUUCCACUCCAACCUCUGGCAUAAACAACAAAAUCGUUCGAAAUUCAAACUGACUGACGUUACAUCAAUUCGUUUUCGAAAAUGACGACUUAAAAAUUUACAAUAAAACGGUUUUGUCAUAAGUGUUUUUGUAGUAAUCGUUUACAUUUAGAUAAUUAGCUGUUUGUUGGGUGUGGUGGGUCUGUCGAUGUGAUGCUGAUCAGCAAAGUGCCUGACGAGACGGCGUCCUCGCGAGACCACUCGCACGAGUACCAGACCGCCAGCGAACUCUUCGAUAUGAUGGCCAGGAACCACCCCUUCGAACCUGAUGUGGGUGAAAGUCUAUCAACUAGAGAUUUAGUAAUUUUAUACAAAAACAUCGAUUUAGGCACAAAACUCAUGUCCAACGCCGAAGAAUUGAAACGAAUCAGACCCAAUCAACACGUGGAGACGGUCGUUUACAACGACGACCUAGAUUCGGAGGACUCGGAUGUGAGCGAAAUUUACGGUAACGAAGACAUGCGCAAUGUAUUUUCGGUCAACAGCGAGCGAAUCGAUCUGUUCAAUGAUCGACCUCCCUACCAAAACACUCUUUGCCAGAAGUUAGGCGAUUUGGAAAUACAAGCUUCAAACCUGUCUAUGGAGUACGAUCAACAUUUCCUCUUCAAAGACCCCUACAUAAAAGAGCAGCUCAAAAACUUAAACGGCAUGGACGGGGAGUGCGAUGGGAUGGUUUUGCCGACUUCGCUCCUCGACUACAUUUGUUGCAAGCGGUUAGAGGAUAAUUACAACUUCUACAUGGAAAAUAUUAUCCGAUACGUCAAGCACACUAUUGAGCAGCUCAAGCGCAUCAGCAACGGGGACUACUUGACGGACAAAGCGAAAGAGAAAUGGAGGGAAGUCGAGAACGCUAGCAAAGGCGACGACGACACCAAAGUCCUCGCCACAUCGACAAGCAUCCCACUACAAGUCGAGCGCAAACUGAACGGAGUCUCGACCACGUGGGACGACAUCAUACACUCGGAAGUAGACGUAAGAUCUUUAUCGAAGAUACUGGAAAAGAAAAUUAUCGUGGAAGUGCCAAAAUUAAUCUGUGGAUCGUACAAACUGUUUAGCAAGUUCUGCUCUGAUAAUUUAAUUAUUAGUUGCAAAAGAGAGGAGGAGCCGGUCGCAACUGAGAAGAAGAAAGAAUCUCGAGUGGACGUGGUUCUUCAGCUAGAACGCUCGGAUUCUGGACAUGUCAUGAGCAACAUAAGUUCCAUAAUGAUAUUGCAAGCCACUCCUAUCCAACUCGAUGAGCGUCCCAAACCUCUUCCGUUGUCGUACAAUGAAAAAGACGAAGAAUGUUCGAACACUGAAAUUGAAGAACUUUCUUCUGUGAACGAGCAUAGAAAAGAUGAAGUAAAAAAGGUUAAAAUUGUUGAGGUUCAGGACACAACUGAUGACGCUGAUAUCAAUGCUGUCGGAGACAAUGAUACUGCUUUGAAAAAUAAUGAAGUUGAAAUGCUAGCUGACGAAAACAUUGAUGAUGGAAAUGAUUAUCCAAAUGAUUCUAAAAGUAGUGCAAUGGAAUCGGGUGAUUCAAGUAUCGCAUUGAGAGAUAUACUAGACACGAGAGCUAUUCCGAAUAUACUGCGAAAAGAAGCGCCAUAUAAUUUUAUAUCGCCCGAUGACUUAUCGCUGUCCAUGCAUAAACUAAACUUGAGCUCUCUACCUGAGGAGAACAGCGAAGAUACGUCCCAAAACCAACCAACCAAAAAGAAAUCGCCAAUGAAAGUUAGGAUUAAGUCACCCUACGAGAACAAAUCAUUUAUAAUGGAAGAAAAAAAGAGAAAAAAACUCUUGGAGAUACGCGAUAAACGUGAAAAAAAGAAAAUGGCAGGAGGUGAAAACUGUAAAGUUUCCAAGCAUAGAUACGGUAAAGGAAUCAUGCCGUCGAGUUCCGUCACAAACUUAUCGAUUACGAACAAAUCGUUUUAUAAUUCAAUUUAUGGCCAAAAUGUGAAUUUCGACAAUAAGUCCACCAAAAGUAAAGGACGUAGGGGUAAGAGAGAAUUAUUUAUCGACGCGCCUUUGGAGCAAUUGAGAGGAGAGAACGAGUCGCCGAUGUUAACUCCUGAUAAAAAUAACAAAAAAUAUGUCAAUCGAAGUUAUUACUUGGAUGAGGCCGUGACAGAAAUGAUGUAUACGCAACUGCGACAAAGCGACUGCAGCAGUGUCAGGGAAAUAUUCUCGGCAUCCGCUUCUGCUGUGUCCGCCGAGUUCGCCGCCAACAGAGCUGAAGCUGACCCCAGUGAUAAACUUGCUCCCAGUUUCCGGGAGGACUCGGAAAGCGAUGACGAAAACAAAGAUGCAUUUAAUGAUAAUCCGGGAAAAAAAGAUAGCCGCACAAUUAUGAUCACAUCUUCAAGAAGCAUACUUAAUGUUGUGCCUGCAAAUUCGCCUAAAAAUAACAAAGUUAAUGAUGAAGACGAAGAAGAAACUUCCGAAAAUCCUGUGCCAACCGUCGCUUGUAGAAAGAGCAUAGAAAAACUUUAUGAUCUGAUGAAGAAAUUAGGAAAGACCGACACGCUAGAAAUGAGGUCUUCCAGAAGCAAACUCUUAACCAAUAUCAGCAAAGUUGACGCUAUCGUACAAGGCACCUCUACCAUACAAGGCAGCGACAGUGGAACCAGCCUCAAACAUCAUUUGACCUCAUCGAAUCCUAGCAGUUUUAGUUUUGAGAAAAUUAAUAAUCACGAUGAGAUUCCAGAUUCAAAAAUAACGAGUAACAAAAAUACCGAUGCGCUCACUACGGUGGUCCCUAAAGUUAUAAUAAGUACAAAACAUCAAACUGUAAAAGCUGAGGUUGAGAAAGUGAGAAAAGAGCGUAAGAAAAUUGUCAUGAAUCCUUUAUCUAAAGUGCCAGACAACCCCCUGAAGGCCAUAUCGCAGCUACUUCACGAGUUUGAUAGCGUGCAAAAAACCAGGCAACGUCUUCCAUCAGAUUCCAAACCUAGCAGGAAAGGUGAUUCAUCACACGAAGGACGGAACGUACCCCGGCAAGGCUUCAUGGUUAAAAGACGUUCCCGAAUCGAUCAGUCCGCUAGAGAAAACGAAAUUCAAAGCGACAAAAAUUUUAAAGUGAUCGCUAGAGACCGAAGGGCCAGGCCCACCCCAGCGAUGGAACUUUUAAAAAUACCGCAUCAGCAGAUACCUAUCGAGGAGAAGCACGUCGAUCGCAAUGUUAAGGAAGAAAGGCACAACCCGCACAACGAUCGCGUUGCGAAAGAGGAUAAGCAUUUAGAUCGUUUUAGUAAGAAGAAAAUAGCCGACAUAAUAGAUGAGGUGAAGGAAGCGAAAGGUGAGGCGGUGCGCGGGCCUUCGAAGAUGAACUCUAGGUUGAAUUCACUGGCGCAGCCGAAGAAGUCUUAUGUGCAGGCGCACAGCGAGGAGUACCAGACGAGGUACGGCAGGAACCUCAUGGCGGAUCGCUUGCAGAGGCUGGCGUCGGCGCCGCCGGCGCCGCCGGCGCUCGUCGCCGAGAAGCCGGCGCUGCUGAACAUCAAGAACAAGCCGAGGAGGACCAGCACGGAGGCAGUGUCGUCGGUGUCGGUGAGACCGCCUCCGCCGCCGCAGGCUAUAGAGCGCGGGCUCAGGCUGCGGCGGUCGGCCAGCAGCAGCCCCGAGCCGCGCGCGCCCCCCGCGCCGCCCGCGCCCCGCCCGGGCCUCGCCUUUGAUGCGCCAAAUAACAUGUGA